Messenger RNA from Insectozyma verbasci, 246 nucleotides. The record is from the annotation of a GenBank genome assembly. Lineage: Eukaryota; Fungi; Ascomycota; Pichiomycetes; Serinales; Debaryomycetaceae.
AUGAGACCUCCUCCAAGUUCAUUACAUGAAUUUCUAUAUAGAAAACUAAUUGACUCUCCUGGUUUUAAUAAUUGGGUUAGAAAAAUACAUGCAAGAAUUAAUAGAAUUCCUUAUCAAGAAUAUCCUGAUUCAGCUCAUUUAAAAGAAUUUGAUAAACAUAAUUAUAAACCAACUAGUAUCCAAAAAUUGAAUGCUUUUAGAAGAAUUUGGUUACAAGAAAUGAGAGACACUUUUAGAAUUUGGUAG